AUGCUCUCCACCCUCUCUGGCGGGGUAAACCCACCGGAGCUCAUCAGCAUCGUCCGCCGUUAUGCACCAAGAGCUUUUGGAGGAGGUGCGCUACUCCUCGCCAGCUUAUGUGUAGCCAAGUUCAUCGACACCCUUAUAAAGUCUAUCAAACCAGUGCCGUUCCCUGGCCCCAAGGGAGUUCCCUUUUUCGGCAUGGCUCUUCAACUCGACCAAGAGAAAGCCCUGGCCUGCAUGCGAGUCUGGAUUACGCAGUACGGCAAAACUAUCGGGUUUCG
Perkinsus marinus ATCC 50983 is the source of this 275-nucleotide messenger RNA. RefSeq lists its product as hypothetical. The annotation marks the transcript as partial. The record is from RefSeq and is a predicted model, not a curated record. The transcript has 2 exons. Lineage: Eukaryota; Perkinsozoa; Perkinsida; Perkinsidae.